Molecule: messenger RNA, 1661 nt
Organism: Oreochromis niloticus (Nile tilapia)
Lineage: Eukaryota; Metazoa; Chordata; Actinopteri; Cichliformes; Cichlidae
Exons: 3
Coding region: 219-1265 (348 amino acids)
Molecular function (GO): nucleic acid binding
Source: RefSeq, a predicted model, not a curated record
GACGUGGUGGAGAAAGAGGACGUGGUGAAGGAGGAGGACGUGGUGGAGAAAGAGGACAUGGUGAAAGAGGAGGACGUGGUGGAAGAGGAGGAGGAGGUGGUGAAGGAGGUGGAGGUGGAGAACGACGGCGACAAGGAAGGGGAAGAGCAAGGGCACGAAGACAGUCAGUCUCGGAUGAAAUUCGAGCCACUUUAGUUGACCAUGUCCUUGUCCAUGGGAUGACUAUGAGGGAGGCUGGGCAACGAGUACAACCAAAUUUGAGUCGCUUCACUGUUGCCUCCAUCAUCAGAACCUUCAGGGAGGAAAACAGGACACAGAGACGACCACCUGGUGGAGGCAGGUUAAGGCUUUUGUCGGAGGAGCAAGAGAGGGAACUUGUAAACAUGGUAAUUGCAAAUAAUGUAAUCCGCCUGCAAGAGAUUCAAAGGAGAGCGAUUGAGGAUGAUCAUCUUUUUCGAGGCAUAAAUGCCAUCAGCCUCUCCACAAUUGACCGCAUCCUCCGAAAGAAUCAAUUCCGGAUGAAACAGGCAUACCGAGUCCCUUUCGAACGAAACUCUGACAGAGUGAAAAACCAACGUGUGGAAUAUGUUCAGAGAAUCUUUGAGAUUGAAGGACGGCCUGUUCCCCAUGAAAUGAUCUUUGUGGAUGAGGCAGGUUUUAACCUGACCAAAAGAAGGAAAAGGGGGAGGAACAUAAUUGGCCAUCGGGCUAUUGUAAAUGUCCCUGGUCAGCGUGGGGGGAAUGUCACUAUGUGCGCAGCCAUCAGCCAACGAGGGGUACUCCACCGCCAUGCCGUACUAGGACCCUAUAACACUAUGCUUCUCCUUGCUUUUCUUGAUGGUUUAAGACAACAUAUGUUCCAGCUGGACUACAGGGAACCAGCACAGCCAGAGCAGCCUCACUACGUUGUUGUGUGGGAUAACGUCAGCUUCCAUCGUGCUGCUCUGGUUCGUGACUGGUUUACCAAUAACCCAAGGUUUUCUAAUAUCUUUCUGCCUGCAUACUCCCCCUUUCUAAACCCGAUAGAGGAGUUAUUUUCGGCAUGGCGGUGGAAAGUGUAUGACCGAGAACCUUAUGUCCGUGUUCACCUCCUUCAGGCCAUGGAAGAGGCCUGCCUAGACAUAUCAGUAGAUGCAUGCCAGGGGUGGAUCAGGCAUGCAAGAGGAUUUUACCCCCGCUGCCUGGCUGGGGCCAAUAUAGCCUGUGAUGUGGAUGAGAUUCUCUGGCCUGACCCCGACCAAAGACAAGAUGCUGUGGUGGGAUAAUGUUUCUGGUGUGUGUUGUACUGUAUAGUACAUGAAUGACAAUGUGCCACUGUACAUACAUUGGUUGCGUCUUUUGUGUUUAUCAUGUGACAAGGGUUUUGAAGGGGAGAACCAUAAACAACCUAAUUGUUUUGGAACUAUUGUUUUGAAUUAAUUGUACCAGUGUGCAAAACUCUGUUGUAGUGUGUGUGUUUUUGAGGGCUUGUGUUUGAUGUCUGAGGGCAAAGUUCGGUUUUUCAGCAGGAGUGAAUAGUUUUGGGUGUAGAGCUUCAUUUUGACCUGGAAAUAGGAUGUUUGGGGAAUUGAGUGAGAUGUUAUGGAUUUGUGUUUACUGUUGUGCGGAUAUGAGGCGUAGUUUCAAGAAAUGUGUUUUAGCAAUCGAGAAAAACUGUAAUA